Messenger RNA from Sinocyclocheilus anshuiensis, 1602 nucleotides. Its product is annotated as collagen and calcium-binding EGF domain-containing protein 1-like. NCBI's taxonomy places the organism in Eukaryota, Metazoa, Chordata, Actinopteri, Cypriniformes, Cyprinidae. The transcript is spliced from 11 exons. Gene Ontology annotation, molecular function: calcium ion binding. Bases 143 to 1234 code for a protein of 363 amino acids. The record is from RefSeq and is a predicted model, not a curated record.
GGAGGAGCUUCAUCUGUCGAGAUGCGCACAGCUGUGGCUUCGCUGGACUGAACAUGUGAGAUGAUGACGGACUGAAUUUGACAUUUUUAAAUUGAAUUCAGUCUUGCACUCUUGUGAGAGAUUGUUGUGAAUCCGGAGUGAAAUGACGCGUCUCCUGCGCGCACCGCUUGGCGUCCUGUGCGUGUUUCUGUGGACGUGCUGCUUGAACGCGUCUGACGCGUCUGACGCUGAGGAUUGUCCAGAGAAUAAGAUCCUGACCGUGGAGUAUCCGUGUACGAGAGCUGGAGGUCAGAGAGGUCGCUGUCUCAGGAGGAAGUGCUGUGAAGGCUUCAGGUUUGUGAUGGGUCAGUGUGUGCCAGAAAGUCUGGACGUGUGCGGCGGGUCUCUCUGUGAGCAGCAGUGCACUGAUAACUUCGGUCGUGUGUUGUGCACGUGUUUCGAGGGUUAUCGCUUCGACCGAGAGCGACACCGGCAGCACCUGCAGCCGUACUGCAUCGAUGUGGACGAGUGUGAGGAAUCGAACAGCAGCGCUUGUGAACACGUGUGUGAAAACACUCCGGGAAGUUUCCGCUGCCGCUGUAACGCUGGGUUCACACUGACUCCAGAUCAGCGCUCCUGCGCUCCUGAACACAACCUGAGCUCCUCCAGUAAGUCUGAGACUCAGAUGAGCUCUGGAUGGUGUUCUCUCAGCUGUCAGGACUUCAUCAACAUGAGGAGCAGCUUACUGCAGAUUAGACACCUGCUGGAACACACACAGGGUUCGUCUCCCAGUCUGGAUAAUAACAGCCACAAACCGGCUCACGGGAUAAAUCCUGAGAGUCACACCAGCUCUGGACCACGAGGACCUCCUGGUCUACCAGGUGACCCGGGUGAGCGAGGGCCAGCGGGGCCCCAGGGGCCCAGAGGAGACAUGGGUCCAAUGGGGCCACAGCCGGAUCUUCAGCACAUAAAGACGGGCAGACGGGGACCGGUGGGACGGCCAGGAGCGCCUGGUAAAGACGGACAGAAGGGUGACAGAGGUUAUCCUGGACCCAGAGGAUCUCCAGGGCCUCCAGGGUCGUUUGACUUCCUGUUACUGAUGAUGGCAGAUAUCCGUCAUGACAUCAUCGAGCUGCAGCAGCGAGUGUUUGGGAAGAGGCGUGGCCUUUCGGUGAACACACCCCUUCUCUCCAGCGGAGAGGCGGAGCUUGAGGAGUGGGCGUCAGGAGAGGGAGAGCUGAUCCCGAACACAUGAUGCUGGAAUAACUGCUGCGUCACGCUGCAUCAACCCAAAACAGACGAAUCUGAGCAGGUAGAGUCCAGCAGCGGCUGCUUCAGAUGAGGAGCACAUGCAUUAUAAAAUCAUCAGUUCAAAUGACAUGCAUAAUAAAUGCUGUACCUGAGGUCACUUGAUCAGUGGGACGAAAAGACUCAAGAUGAUGCUUGGAAGACAAACGUGUGUCUGAGAAUUAACUGGAACGGGUAGAGAUUUGAAUACUCCUCUUUUAGCAGUGCACACUCUGUAUAGAACAUCAGAUGCUGUAUCCCUCAACUUGACUUUCUAUUAUCUGUGUGAUGAAUGAACCAAAAGAAAUAACAGCUGUGAUUAUUAAUUUCUCUCUC